AUGAGUGAUUACUAUCAGCAAUAUCUGUCCUCAGUGGCGGGGACGUCUGGGGAAUCGCCAAACCAAAACCCCCAAGAUGCCCAAUAUCAGCCUCAACCACCCUCUACACAGAUGGGAAACGUCAGUCCGCCUGUGACAACUCCGUAUCAAAACCUAGGUUACUUUACCGGCUUCCCUGAUCCAAUAAUGUUCCAAGCCCCAAAAGCUCAAAACAGUCGAAAUCGCAAGAAGAGCACGCCUGGGACAGACCAUGUUAAACAUCGUCGAACACGGUCGGGGUGUUAUACCUGCCGAAGCAGACGAGUUAAAUGCGACGAAACCCAUCCUAUUUGUGAACGCUGCCGCAAAGGGAAGAGGGAUUGUGUUUACCCCGAGCCCUCUUCUGCAAGUGCAAGGGGACAAGCUUCUGGGUCAGGAUCAUCGAAGGACACGGCGUCGUUAACUCAAGAGCCUAGCCCAAACUCAUCGCAAGACGAAGCGGACGAAGAAACUGAGAGAACCCUAAGGCUAGAACCAAUUAUCGACGAGGACGAACCUAGCGAGGGACUGUCACCAGCGUCAUAUUCUUUAACGGAAUUACGAAGAACAAGCACGACGUCGAUAUCGAACGCCCAAAGGUCUGGGACAAGACAAAGCUCCGAGACGCCGUCAUAUGACGGUACUAAAAGCGCUUCACCAGCAGUAUCAACGAGCACCUCUGCGAGCUUUACGAUAUCUUUCCAGGUACCUGACCCUGCGUUACAACUGACGGUGUCUCGCCCGGAUUGGUCUCAUCUACCGGCAGACCUGCAAUUUCACCUGCAGUACUACUGCGAAAACAUUACUCACUUUAACUAUGGGAUCAUUAAUGAUCCUGACAGCUUCUUCCGCUUAAUCCUACCUAGCUUGGCCGUGCAGACUGGUAAUGAAGCUCUCUUGAAUGCAGUCGUGGGAUUCUCGGCGUAUCACCGAACGGUUCGAGACCCUAAUGGCAAGAUCCCCGACUUCUUACGGUAUUAUAACAAAAGCGUUACACUACUUCUAAGUUACCUCAAGAGGCGAGAGAAGCAGAGCAUCGCGACGCUGCUUACAAUUUUGCAGCUUGCGACUAUCGAGGAAUACUUCGGCGAUUGGGUGAAUCUUAUGGGACAUCAAAGAGCUGCUUUUGAAAUUUUGACUCAUUUGUUCACACCCCAGACGAUCAUGAACUCUCCUACAUCGCGAAUAUUGUUGACAUGGUACAUCCGAUUCGAUGUUUUCGUCGGAAUGCUGGGAGGGUUCGAAACGAAUUUACCUCGACAAUGGUUCUCAAGCGUGGUCCGAUACUGUCAGGGACAAGUUGAAAAAGAUCCGCAAAACAUAGGGGUGAAAACGGAACUGCAUGCUUCUGCUCUACGACUAAUUUCGAGAGACAUGUCAAUUCUCUACGCAAAAGGUGGCCGAGGUGAAUUUUCGGUUGAAGAGUUUGCUACGGAACACGAUCACAUCACGAAACGCCUUUAUGAAUGGAAGAACACGUUAGAUCCCGCCUUAACUGAUCCGAAUUUUCUCGUAACCGACUUCCAUCACAAGAUUCCACUAAAUGAAGAUAAUAUAGUCGACCCAUACAGGCCAGGCCACCUUUACCGUUUCCCAUUAUUCUCGACUACUAUGCUGACGGCGGAAUGGCAUUCUAUCCUCGUCAUGCACAAGAGCCAGGAGGCGUUUGCAUUGCAACAAAAACCGUCAGAGGAACUAAACACCUUGGCACAUAAUAUAUGUGAAAUAUUCGAAGGGGUACAAUUAUGGCCCUCGGCGCCCAAUGGCGCCCUCAUCCCGAUCCAGGCCUGCCUUGCCAUAGCAGCGCUGUUCCUCCCCCGAGAGAAUAGAUAUCACAUGUGGCUAAGAAGGAAAUAUGCAUUGCUAGAGUCAUUGGGGUACAUUUUCCCACUUACCAUACGAACUCGAAUGGCAGAAAUAUUUCGCGACCCUUCCUGUAUACAAUGGUGGCUCCCGAACGAUGAAGGGUUGAGCCCUGUUCUCCGAAGCAUUCGGGCUUUUGCGGACGAGCGCAACGCGAAUCCCGUUUCUCAACAGACAGAAUCCCUCCGAGAAAUGAGUUCCAUCUUCGCGAAAAUGCGUAUCGAUCACGAAGGGGAAGGGAUUUCUUCACCUGGUGGAUCAAAUAGCGGCACCUCGUCACUCUAG
Annulohypoxylon truncatum is the source of this 2166-nucleotide messenger RNA. RefSeq lists its product as uncharacterized. Gene Ontology annotation, cellular component: nucleus. Bases 1 to 2166 code for a protein of 721 amino acids. Gene Ontology annotation, biological process: positive regulation of transcription by RNA polymerase II. The record is from RefSeq and is a predicted model, not a curated record. The transcript is spliced from 5 exons. Gene Ontology annotation, molecular function: DNA-binding transcription factor activity, RNA polymerase II-specific; transcription cis-regulatory region binding; zinc ion binding. NCBI's taxonomy places the organism in Eukaryota, Fungi, Ascomycota, Sordariomycetes, Xylariales, Hypoxylaceae.